GAAAGUUUUGUUUUUGUUUGAAUAAAACCAAGCUUUGAAAGUUGAAACCCUAGAAAUCCUCAAAGUUUGAGCCUGCCGAAACUCUCUUUCCUCUUUUCAUUUCUUACCAUUUUUAAGCAUAAAUUGAUUGAAGAAAACCCUAGAAAUUUUUUUGCUUUAAAUGCUAGUGAUUUCUGCAUACUUUAUCUCUCUUCUGUGCUUGACUUUAGGUGUGAAGAGAGAAAUUUCAGUUUCGUUUCUCUCUCUUGGGUUUUUUUUGUCUGGGUUUCUGAUCCUAAGAGGUGAAAUUUGAGGACGAUUCUGGAAUUUGAUCUGGAAAUUUGAGGUGAUUUGUGUGAAUUACUGUUUGAAUUUCUGGAUUUUUUUGGGGAAACGAUGUCGUCUUUAAGCAGGGAGUUGGUGUUUCUUAUACUCCAAUUCCUCGAAGAGGAGAAAUUUAAGGAGUCUGUUCACAGGCUUGAACAAGAAUCAGGGUUUUUUUUCAACAUGAAGUACUUUGAGGAGAAGGUACAAGCAGGGGAAUGGGAAGAGGUUGAGAAAUAUUUAUCAGGGUUUACCAAAGUGGAUGAUAACCGAUACUCUAUGAAGAUAUUCUUUGAAAUUAGGAAGCAAAAGUAUCUUGAAGCGCUUGACCGGCAAGAUAAAUCUAAGGCGGUUGAGAUACUUGUUGGUGACUUGAAAGUAUUUUCGACUUUCAAUGAAGAGCUCUAUAAGGAAAUUACACAGCUUUUAACUCUUACUAAUUUCAGGGAAAAUGAGCAGCUUUCCAAGUAUGGUGACACCAAAACAGCUCGUAACAUAAUGUUAAUAGAACUUAAAAAACUGAUAGAAGCAAAUCCACUUUUCCGUGAUAAGUUGGUGUUCCCGACUUUGAGGUCCUCAAGACUGCGUACAUUAAUCAAUCAAAGUUUGAAUUGGCAACAUCAGCUUUGUAAGAAUCCUAGGCCAAAUCCUGAUAUUAAGACAUUGUUUACGGAUCACACAUGCACUACUCCAAAUGGUGCUGUUGCUUCUGCACCUGUAACUCUUCCUGUGGCUGCUGUUGCAAAGCCUGCUGCUUACACACAGCUAGGAGCUCAUGGACCGUUUCCACCUACAGCAGCAGCUGCUGUUAGUGCUAAUGCUUUGGCUGGUUGGAUGGCUAAUGCUGCUGCUUCUUCUUCUGUCCAAGCAGCAGUUGUGACUGCAUCGUCCAUUCCUGUCCCCCCAAAUCAAGCCCCAAUGCUUAAAAGGCCCAGAACACCACCUGCAACACUAGGAAUGGUUGAUUAUCAGAAUCCUGAUCAUGAACAGCUGAUGAAACGGCUUCGUCCAGCACAAUCUGUUGAGGAGGUUACUUAUCCAACACCCCGUCAGCAACCUUCUUGGUCGUUGGAUGACCUCCCAAGAAACGUGGCAUUCACUCUGCACCAAGGCUCUGUUGUCACAAGCAUGGAUUUUCAUCCCUCUCAUCUGACAUUGCUGCUUGUCGGUUCAUCUAUCGGGGAGAUUACGCUUUGGGCGGUUGCAUCACGCGAGAGGUUGCUCUCAAAGCCAUUCAAAGUUUGGGACAUGUUGUCAUGUUCUAUACAAUUCCAGGCCACCUUUGGCAAAGACGUGUCGGUUAGUCGUGUAGCAUGGAGUCCAGAUGGAAAUUAUGUGGGUAAGUCCGUAAGGUUUUUCCAUCGUUGUUUUGUUAUUGUUUUUACACUGUAUCAAAGAUGUAUGUUAUUGUCUGGUGCAGGAGCUGCAUUCAGUAAGCACUUGAUCCAUUUGUAUGCAUAUUCUGGAGCUAAUGACCUACGACAACAUUUGGAGAUUGAUGCCCAUAUAGGCGGGGUGAAUGAUCUCGCUUUUGCUUAUCCAAACAAACAACUUUGUGUUUUAACUUGUGGAGAUGACAAGCUGAUUAAGGUAUGGGACUUAUCGGGAAGAAAGUUAUUUAAUCUUGAAGGACAUGAAGCACCUGUAUACUCUAUAUGCCCUCAUCAUAAGGAAAAUAUUCAGUUCAUUUUUUCAACUGCAUCUGAUGGGAAGAUUAAGGCUUGGCUGUAUGAUAAUUCAGGCUCUAAAGUUGACUAUGAUGCUCCUGGACAGUGGUGUACAACAAUGCUUUAUAGUGCUGAUGGUAGUAGAUUAUUUUCAUGUGGAACAAGUAAAGAGGGAGAUUCUUUCUUGGUCGAGUGGAAUGAGAGUGAAGGGGCAAUAAAAAGGACAUAUGUUGGAUUUAGGAGGAAGUCCCAUGGUGUUGUGCAAUUUGACACAACACAAAACCAUUUUCUAGCUGCUGGGGAAGAUCAUCACAUAAAGUUUUGGGACAUGGAUAAUGUUACUAUGCUCACUCAAACAGACGCUGAGGGAGGGCUUCCGAGUCUUCCACGGUUGAGAUUCAACAAGGAAGGGAACCUUCUUGCUGUUUCAACUGUAGAUAAUGGAAUCAAAAUACUUGCAACUGCAUCCGGGCUCCGGUCACUGAGGACUGUGGAAGACCCUCCAUUUGAAGCACUGAAGACACCUAUCGAAGCUGCAGCUAUUAAGAAUGGAAACAUGGAAAAGCCUAGGAUGACAGAAGAGGCAACUGAUACUAAAAUCAAACCUUGGCAGUUGGCAGAGAUUGUGGAGCCUGUGCAAUGUAGGCUAAUGACUUUACCAGAAAGUAUGGACAGUUUCAGCAAGGUUGCCCGACUUCUUUACACCAACAAUGGUGUUGGGGUCUUGGGUCUUGGUUCAAAUGGUAUUCAGAAGUUGUGGAAGUGGAGUCGAAAUGAGCAAAAUCCUAAUGGAAAGGCCACUGCCAGUGUAGUUCCGCAGCAAUGGCAACCGAGCAGUGGUCUUCUUAUGACCAAUGAUAUCUCAGGUGUCAAUCUUGAUGAAGCCGUACCUUGUAUAGCACUUUCGAAAAAUGACUCUUAUGUAAUGUCUGCUGCUGGUGGGAAGGUGUCAUUGUUCAACAUGAUGACAUAUAAAGUAAUGACAACAUUUAUGUCUCCUCCUCCUGCCUCCACAUUCUUGGCAUUCCAUCCCCAAGACAACAACAUUAUCGCUAUUGGAAUGGAGGACUCAACAAUUCACAUUUACAAUGUUAGAGUGGAUGAGGUGAAAUCAAAAUUGAAAGGUCAUGUGAAGCGCAUAAGUGGUUUAGCAUUUUCAACAAAUCUUGGUAUCCUAGUAUCAUCAGGAGCUGAUGCUCAGCUGUGUGUUUGGAGCAUUGAUACGUGGGAGAAGAGAAAAUCUGUCUCAAUACAACUUCCGGCUGGGAAGGCAGCCGUAGGUGAUACCCGUGUACAGUUUCACUCUGAUCAAACCCGUUUAUUGGUGUGCCAUGAAACCCAGCUAGCAAUAUAUGAUGCCUCUAAAAUGGAAUGCAUUAGACAGUGGGUUCCUCAGGACGUUCUGUCUGCACCUAUAUCCUAUGCAUCGUAUUCAUGUAACAGUUUGAUUAUAUAUGCUUCUUUUUGUGAUGGAAACAUUGGAGUUUUUGAUGCCGACACUUUGAAACUUAGAUGCCGCAUUGCCCCCUCAGCUUACCUCUCUCAGGCUCAAUUGAAUGGAAGCCCAAUCACACACCCGCUAGUAAUAGCUACCCACCCGCAAGAACCCUUUCAGUUUGCUGUAGGGUUGAGUGAUGGAGCCAUUAAAGUGGUGGAACCGACAGAGUCAGAAGGCAAAUGGGGGGUGAGUCCACCUGUUGAUAACGGAAUGCUGAAUGGUAGAACGGCUUCAUCGUCUGCCACAAGCAGCCACACACCUGAUCAGAUACAAAGAUAAUACUCUCCAACAAUCAUGGAUGUACAUUAUUGAAAUUCUUUCUUUUGUGUAUCCCGAUGUCGGUUUAGUGUGUAGACUGUAGGAUUGUAAUCUUCAGAUAAUGUUAUUUCAAAAAGGACCCACAUAGCAUUGGUUAGAUUGGUAUUUUUCUCUGUCUCACAUAACAAAUUGAAAUUGUGCUCAAAUAUGUUGUAUGUAGAAUAGAUGAUGUAUAUUAGUUGUUUUAUCCUAAUCAAUGUAUCAGUAGAAUCAUUGCACAA
Molecule: messenger RNA, 4007 nt
Organism: Amaranthus tricolor (Joseph's coat)
Lineage: Eukaryota; Viridiplantae; Streptophyta; Magnoliopsida; Caryophyllales; Amaranthaceae
Product: topless-related protein 3
Exons: 23
Coding region: 376-3747 (1123 amino acids)
Biological process (GO): regulation of DNA-templated transcription
Molecular function (GO): protein binding
Source: RefSeq, a predicted model, not a curated record